Molecule: messenger RNA, 558 nt
Organism: Cordyceps fumosorosea ARSEF 2679
Lineage: Eukaryota; Fungi; Ascomycota; Sordariomycetes; Hypocreales; Cordycipitaceae
Exons: 2
Coding region: 1-558 (185 amino acids)
Source: RefSeq, a predicted model, not a curated record
AUGUCGGCAUCGCCGUCCCUCGUCGACAGCGUCCGGCACCACGCCGUCGGCGCCUACAGCUAUGCCCAGCGCUCCCUCGACCGCGUCGUCGAGCCCGAGACGCGCCUUCGCGCCUACGACGCCUCCUAUGCCCUGGCUUCCACGCGGCCCUUGAUAUUCUCCGCCGCCGCCACCCUCCUCUUCUUUUCCGCCCUGCCCAUCCUGCUCUUCUCCGUCUUCGCCGUCUCCGUCGCCACCAUGGCCGUCGGCGGCGGCAUCCUCUUCGCCCUCUUCUGGCUCGCCCUCGGCGUCCUCUUCCUCGUGCCCACUCUCGCCGUCACCUCUCUGCUCGCCCUGCUCGUCUGGGCCUGGGCUGCGGGCAGCUUCGUCAUCGCCCGCGCCGCGUACCGCGCCGUCGUCGCGUGGGAGGCCGGCGGCGAUGGCUCGCGGGGCAUCGCUGCGUCAGAGACGAGAGCUCAAGGGUUCAAGCGGCCGCCGCCCGUGCCGCAGGUCCGGCCCGAGAAGAAGACGGCCAGCGGCAACGGCCACGAUGCAGUCCCAGUUGCCAAGGACGCGUAG